This is a messenger RNA of Leishmania braziliensis MHOM/BR/75/M2904, 690 nucleotides long. RefSeq lists its product as hypothetical. The transcript has a single exon. Lineage: Eukaryota; Euglenozoa; Kinetoplastea; Trypanosomatida; Trypanosomatidae. The coding region runs from base 1 to 690 and encodes 229 amino acids. The record is from RefSeq and is a predicted model, not a curated record.
AUGGCUAUCUGCCCUCCCUCUUCCUCUCUACUCGCCUUCGCCCCACCUUACGCUCUCACUCGACAGCUUCCUCCUCCAACCACCCUCACCGCUGGUGUCGCACCGCAGCGAAAAAUAAAGAUACAUCGGCACUACAGGCCAGACAAGAGAAUGGCCCAUGUAGAGGGUAGCUCACCGACUUCACUGUUGCCUGCUAUGCCACCUGCACUGCGUCAGCUUACCAUUGCAGUGGAGCGACUGAACGCUGCCUCUUCUUCGCCCUUAGAUCCCGAGGUUAUUUUACCCCUAGGGCUGUCGACAGCAGAGCGCCCAGAGCAGUUCACCUCAACUCCUCCUGCAGACGGCACUGUCAUGCCCACAGCAGAGCUUCUGCGGCAGGUUGAUGCGCUGCAGGAACAGUACAGGCGUCUCGUGGUGCUGGCACAGCAGCCGUACGACACACAAAGUACGCCCUCCGCUGAAUCACCACGGGACAGCGGUAGCGGCAGUGUCGAGGCGCAGGCGGAAAGUCUCAUGAUGUAUUUUGAGGUCGCCGUCGGGCAGCUGCAGCGAGGCAUUCGCUCGAAGCAGGCGCAGGCCAUCCGCCUCAUGCUGCUCACUGCGCUGCGGCGCGAAGUAGCUGAGCGUCGACAAUGCGUAGCCAAGAUGGAAGGUGUGCUGAACGCCUCCCACCAGCAUGUGCGCCUGUGA